Ectocarpus sp. CCAP 1310/34 is the source of this 3444-nucleotide messenger RNA. Lineage: Eukaryota; Phaeophyceae; Ectocarpales; Ectocarpaceae. The record is from the annotation of a GenBank genome assembly.
UCAAUCGCCCCAAAAACUUUUCCUCAUCGGACGCUGCUCCAAACGGGCACAGGCCGAAACCCGAGUUUGUUUUCGGAGAUGUCUUCUUGGUACACUCCGGAUAGGUAUGGUGACUGGCCGGGAUCCUCGCCUCCCGAGCGCAAUACAGAUCUACGGGACCUUCUUCUUUGGCAGCACGUGUUUUUGGCGGGAUUGGGUAUGAAAACCCAUGUACAUGUUGCGGUGGUGGAAGCUGGGCUGAGAGGUUGCGACGAAACCUGCAUGAUGGACGUAGUGUUUGGUACUCCCAAGAAGGAGGGGGACCCAUUGCCGAUCCUGUUGCGGUGGGAAUUUUGCCCGACGCAAAACACUCCGGGUGUGGUCUCGGAGCCAACGCUUGCAGUCUGGCAUGAAACAGCACCUUGCUUUCUGGACGGUGUCAUGACGACGGUGACUAAAAUCGCCAUACGCGGACGUAUCCCUCUCGAGUGGGCCUGGCCAAACCCUCGGGCGGGACGACUGCCUACGGCACGACGGCCCCUGCCUCAUCUACAAUGGGCAAUCAAGUUGCCUGGGGUACAGCCAGUCAAGCGUCGAAUCAUGUUGUUCAACGCAUGCUGCAGGGUUGUACUCGACGAAGGUCAAGGCGUUGGACCCCACGGCCGACUACGGAAUAUACUCCAACGACGCCAGGGUUCGAAACGAGGCUUGGAAAGGGUAUAACAACUGGAUCAAACGGCGCUACUGGAGGGAGCACAACAAGAGCAUUGACGCGCAAAAAAACUGAAGUUCCACAAGGACGGGGGGCGUGGCUUCCACCGAUCAGCAAGGGGGGCGUGGCUUCCACCGACGCUUGUUAUUGGAGAAUAGAGGACAGUAGAGAGGGGCGGCACAGUGGGGAAGUUGAGUAGGACGCUUGAGACCGCGUCAUGAUGGCGUGCGGUUGAAUGGAGGUGACGCUUGGCUUAGGCUACGCUGAUUAAAGUUAACGCAACUAAUUAUAGCAAAAUAUGCGUUGUCCUCAAAGUAGAUUACUCGACAAAUGGAUACGUUACGAAAUCAACGGGUUCUCUACUUGUCGUCGAUCCCGUGAGCCUUGUCCUUGGACAGAGGGACAGUGAAGUUGUUCUGGUUGGCGCCGUCCAUCAUGCAGUAGGGCUGCUCCCAUGGCGUCCCGUUCAUCUUCGCAUUCUCCGCAGCCGUCUUUAGUUUUGCAAUUGCCUUCCGGUCGUUGCUCACGUCCUGCCGACACGAACACGGAGACACAGAUCAGCUGCUCCGUGUUCAAGGGUAAGCGCGACAAUAAUUUCAGCAGCACCGUACGGUGUGCCCACUGCUGGAACCUCUACGCGGGGAGGUGCGGUAGAGAGGGUUCGGGGUGUCUAAUAUAUACUGUACAUCCCCGGGUUUGUGCGGAGGAGUCUGUUCAAAAAACAUGUUGGGUUGUGAUGUCGUCGAAUGACGCGGUAAACCACGCAAAUAGCGAAUACAUAAAUACGCACCUCCAUGUGGUCCUCGUACUCCUUUCUCUUCAGGUUUUUCUCCGCCUCGUCCUGGAUGCCUCUGGAGCCGGACUGCGUUCCGAAGAUCGCCGACUUGAGGAGCGUGCAGAUCUUGCAAAGCAUGAAGUCUCCGCUUGGUUUCAACUUGAGAUGGGGGAACUCUUGGGCCCAUAUCCUGAUGAAGUACUCGCGCGUGCAGAGGGCUGCGUCCAGUCCCACUAGCUGCCCGUGGAGCUCCUUCCGUGUUUGGCUCUCGUACUCGUCGAACAACUCCUGAGAACAUGACAUUAGCCGACAAGAGAGGCGUGCAUGGAUGGUGAAUGGAGUGGUUUCCAACCCGCAAUUUUGAUUGCGGCUGCCAGUAGCAGUAUUUACGUACUCCUGCUGUUGUUGCUGUGGCAAUGGCGACUCGCCGAUAGAUAGUGAGUGGUAGAAGAGUACAGCAGUAGGCUUGAAUUAUAACAAAUUAGAAAAAGGCUAAACCAUUGGAUAGAUCGGUCAGCGCUAACUGGUCAACAAAUGAUACCGGAAAGACGUCGUGAGCCAAUAGGCAAAAGGUCAAGUACAAGUACUACUGCUGUAGGUAAGUACUUAUUUAUUUACCAAACGAGGCCCACCACGCUAGCCCACAAACGAGGCCUCGUCACGACCCUCACGGGCGGGCAGGCUAAGAACACAUAAGUGGCUCCAUCCAUCUCACAGCCUACAUCUGGCAGACAGUGCCUUCGACCCUUCGACGGCGGUGGUAUCUCCUUCUCUCACGGAAUCACAAAUCUUUGUUUGGACAACGGAUGGGCACAACCUGGAUUUCCUGCUACUUACUACUACACAGCAGUACAGCAGUACUGCUGCGGCGGCUGCGGAUACUGGAUUCCUGGACGUGUUCACCUGAAGGAAAGCCAAGAGAACCUGCGAGCAGGACUUGGCUCCCUCGUGACUUCCAAGUGACUUACUAGGUUCGGACGAGGGCAUGUGUGGAGCUAUGGCAGUGUAUGUAUUGCUAUUUUGUUUGAGUCACCUAGCUGCUGACACGAUGACUGUUGGAUCUUGGGAGUGUACGAUCAUCAAAUUGGGAGAUGCAGCAUACCACGAUAUCCUGGCUUCGGCUGGGCUUGAAAUAACCCUUUUGCUGUCCUCCGCUCUUUGCAUCAGUGGCUUCCUAGGUUCGGGCGAGGGCAUGUGUGGAGCUAUGGCCGUGUAUGUGUUGCUAUUUUGUUUGAGUCAUCUAGCUGCUGACACGAUGACUGUUGGAUCUUGGGAGUGUACGAUCAUCAAAUUGGGAGAUGCAGCAUACCACGAUAUCCUGGCUUCGGCUGGGCUUGAAAUAACCCUUUUGCUGUCCUCCGCUCUUGGCAUCAGUGGCUUCCUAGGUUCGGACGAGGGCAUGUGUGGAGCUAUGGCCGUGUAUGUGUUGCUAUUUUGUUUGAGUAAUCUAGCUGCUGACACGAUGACUGUUGGAUCUUGGGAGUGUACGAUUAUCAAAUUGGGAGAUGCAGCAUACCACGAUAUCCUGGCUUCGGCUGGGCUUGAAAUAACCCUUUGGUUGUCCUCCGCUCUUGGCAUCAGUGGCUUCCUAGGCUCGGACGAGGGCAUGUGUGGAGCUAUGGCCGUGUAUGUGUUGCUAUUUUGUUUGAGUAAUCUAGCUGCUGACACGAUGACUGUUGGAUCUUGGGAGUGUACGAUUAUCAAAUUGGGAGAUGCAGCAUACCACGAUAUCCUGGCUUCGGCUGGGCUUGAAAUAACCCUUUUGCUGUCCUCCGCUCUUUGCAUCAGUGGCUUCCUAGGUUCGGGCGAGGGCAUGUGUGAAGCUGAGAUGUGUGUCUUCGUGAAAGAACAUGUAGAGAGAGUCGUAUUGGCAUUCGCAUCAAGCGCAUUGCGCAUUUUUCGAGUCUUGGCCUCCUUCCAGGGACCUUGAUUUUUAUCCGCUGGCACUGACGUCUUUUAAUUGGUCAGCCGGUUAGCG